AUGGGGAUUAAUGGUCUCACCAGGCUCCUGGAGACCUACAGGGAGGUUUACCGGCACGCCCGGCUCCGGGGGACCCGGCUGGUGAUCGACGGCAACAACCUGAUGUGCAACCUGUACUGCACCUCAGGUUUGGACCAGAAUUGUGGUGGGGAGUAUGCAUCGUUUGAAGACCUCAUCGAGAGGUUCAUCUCAGCGCUCAGGACCUGCGAAGUCAUGGCGUACGUGGUUCUGGACGGAGGUUUGGACCCCACAGACAGGAAGCUGGAAACGAUGAAAAUGAGAGCUGAGCAACGCAUCCAGGAGGCCCACCAGGCAGCGGAGACUGGUGAGAGAAAGGGAAUCAUCCCACAGAUGGCCAAGAUGGUCUUCAAACAGACUCUGACUCGACUGCAGGUUCCAGUGGCCCACUGCUUUGGGGAGGCCGACCAGGAGGUAGCUGCCCUCGCUGCUGAAUGGAACUGCCCUGUGCUUUCCAACGAUGGGGACUUCUUCAUCUUUGACCUCCCUGCAGGGUUUCUGCCCAUCACUCACUUCCGCUGGAGGGAGGUGAAGGGCAACUUGCAGAGCUACAUCCCUUGUAAGAGCUACACAGCCUCUCGCUUCUGCGACGUCUUCCGGAUCCAGCGCCAGCUCCUGCCCGCCUUCGCCGCCUUGGCCGGUAAUGACUACGUGAAGCUGAAGACGGUCAGCUGGACUCAGUUUGCCCCGUGGGGAAGCAGGACCUCGCGUCACCUGGAGGGGCUGCUCUGCUGGCUGAGGGACUUCCAGCAUCCUUGGGAGGCCGUGGUGGCGGCGCUGGGGCUGAUGGGAGAGCUGGACACGAAGAGGAGAGAAGAGGUCGAGAGAGGACUGUCUGAGGGGAUGACGGAGUACCAACUUCAUCGGAGUUGCCUAAAACAGUUCUUCGACCACCAGGUGCCACCCCCUUUCCAGGGAUCCGGUCUUGUCCCAGGCUGGGCCCGUCUGGCUCUGACGCAGACACGGCUCACCCCAAACAUCUUGGACGUGCUGCAGCUGCAGAGGAUGUUACUGGGCAUGGCUGUGGAGCCCCGGGACCGGCCCAGCGUGUAUGUGAUCUCCAGGCCAAUCCGGCAGAUGAUGUACGGGCUGCUGUUGGGCAGAGGGACGUCGCUGCAGGUGAUGGAGCGAGACCGGGCCGGUUCGCAGCUGAUAUACGUACCGGUCCGACCAGCCUUCAGUAAAACCAACACGGGACUCAGACUCAGCUCGCUGCAUGAGGCGGAGCAUUCUGAGCGUCUGCUGGUCCUACUGGAAGCUCUGGGUGUCACCGAUGACUCUCUGAGUCUCCUUCCCACUCAGCUGAAGCUCCCGGUGGCCGUCACCUGCUUUUGGCUGCAGAUGGCUCAGCCUCCUCCAGACCUGACCCUGCUGAAGGCGCUGCUGCUGGGAAUGAGCAUCGGAGUCGUAUCCAGACCCAAAGCAGUGUAUCAGACGGGAAAUCACCGCGGAGCAAAGAAGCCGGACGUGGGCGUAGUCUACGCUUUCAACCAAUGGCAGGCGUGCCUGAAGGACAGCGUCCACCUCAACCAGCUGCUGGGCUUCCCUCUGCCGGAGCCGGAGAUCGCACGGUUGUAUCAGGGGACGACUGUCCACCAGCUGGUGGACAGGAUGAGGAGCCGAGGGAAGCCGAGGGCCUUCCUGAAGAGCCUGACCAGCGGAGAGCAGUACCACAGGAUGCUGUCUGUGGUCCAGUUACACACUCGCGGAGCUCCGGCGGGCCGCCGGCAGGAGCCAGGGCUGCCGCCAGACCUCGGCGCGGACCUGAAGAAGCUGUUCCUGCAGGACGGCGAUGAAGAGGCUGAAACCGAAGCGUAGAGCGUGAUCAAAGUGGAGGAGGAGCUGCGACUGGUGGACCCGCUGUUAGUCAGAACCAGUGUUGAUUUUGGCAGCCAUUUUACAGGACUGUCUCAGAAAAUUAGAAUAUUGUGAUUUUCUGUAAUGCAAUUACAAAAACAAAAAUGUCAUACAUUCUGGAUUCAUUACAAAUCAACUGAAAUAUUGCAAGCCUUUUAUUAUUUUAAUAUUGCUGAUCAUGGCUUACAGCUUAAGAAAACUCAAAUAUCCUAUCUCAAAAAAUUAGAAUAUUCUGGGAAUCUUAAUCUUAAACUGGGUAACUUCAUGUGCUGAUAACUAUGAUCCAGCUGCCACUCAGGAAGGUUAUUAUACCAGAAUAUCAUCUAUAGUCAGAAUCAGAAUCAGAAUCAGAAAAGCUUUAUUGCCAGGUCAGACAUAAAUCAGACGAGAGAACUUGACUCCGGUUUACACCGAUGGCACCAUUAAUACGGACGCCAUGGACGUCAUGGAUCUUUUCAAAAAUCAUAAGUAAGUUUGGUCACCUUGAGUGGUUCUGAUAUCUGGACUGGAAUAUGGACUAAAUAGGGCUCACAGAGAACUCUCUGUUGUGUUACUUUGGUAGCAUAUAUACUAAAAUUGGAAUGAUACAGAGAAGAUUAGCAUGGCCCUGCAGUCCUCACAGCAGGAGACCCUCUGCAUGCAUUUACGCACAUGCAGAGGUUCAGUGAUGGACAUAAAGGUGCAUUAACAAACUCCAACGAGCCUCACGGGUUUAGAGGGGGGUGUUUUAUUGAUUUUGUAUGUUGCUAAUAGACACCUGAAACAGGCUGCUUUUUGUCUUCAUUUGUUAAGUUUUUAAAUAAAACAUGAAGAUUGUAAUUUUUGAACACUUUAAAACGACAUAGUUUCACAAUAAAUGUACUUUUGGUGUAAAUAUUCAGACACUGGAGAAGCAUUCCCCCUAAAGAUAAAGAGAGUCAACAGGAUGACUAAAAUAAUCUGACUGUACUUUCCAGAAAACUCAGAAAACCAGCAGGUUUCACUAAAACAACAGACUUUAAAAGGUUCUGUUUCAUAAAGAGAGUUUCUGAUCAUCCACAAAGUGUCAGCUACGGAGACAUAGAAUAAAACAAGAAAAAAGCAGCAUAAAUUGAUGGUGGGAAGAUAAUUCUGAAAGACUCGUCUCUUCAAUAAUCUUGGCUUUAAAUAUUUACUUGGCAUUUAAAUGUUUUUGUACAUGGAAAAAUAUCAAAAAGAGAGAAAGAAACAAAAAACUUCACCCAUUAAAAAGCAAAGCAGGUUCAAAUGCCUUCAGACUAAACUACUGUUUUCUACAGAAAAUAUGUUAUUUUCAUAUGACACUUGACUUAUGUUUGUAAAUAUAUCUAAUUUGUGUAUUGUAGAUAAUGAUAAUAAAAGAUAAAAAAAUAUAUAAUAAAAAUGAUAAACUGAUAAACUUCAGAUGACUGACAUCUAGUGGUACAUUUGUGAACUGCAGACUAAUAACUGGGAUAUUUUUCAUGUCACAUUAGAAUAUAAAUAUAAAAAGUAAUUGUGAUUAAAAUGUGAUCAAUUUAUUAUAAUUUGGUUAAAUUUAGAAAUUUUUUUCAGUUGAUGAGGAAGAUCUGCUGGAGAUGUACAGAUCUUAAUCAUUAAGGUGGAUUUCUCUGUAAAUACCCCCCACUAGUGAAUAUCCACUUUUACACUUCUCUCAAGUCUUCGUGAGCUUUCAGAAAACUGUUGUUGUACAGUGAAAAUCUGGAACCUGGGUGAAUGUAAAGGUUGGAGAGAAGAUGGAGGACUUGAGAGCAGAUUGUAAACAUCAGGAGAGGAAGCUUCAUCAGUACGUCCUUCAGCAGAUUGUUAGGACCCGGCUCUGCCGGGGUCGGGGAGUCGCAACAAAGGGAAUCCAGACAAGUUGUAAAAUGUGAAUCACAGGAGUUUAUUGUAAAGCCAAAGAAGAAAAACAAACAGGCACACAGUGGGUAAUGUAUAUGAACAGAGUUGGGGGUGGAGAUGCUGCUCAACACAAAAACACAUCAAAAAGUCCCCAUCUGAAAAUAAAAACUCAAUGAUCCCGACGUGACUAAACACUGGUCUUCUGGAGACAAAAGGGGAGCAGCUCCAUAAACUAAGUACAAAAGGAUCAUCCAAACAGCUGUUUAUACACAAAAAGACAUUUACUAAAACAAAAUCCUACCUAUCCCAACUCCGGGCCAAAAGCUAUCAGAACUAACCAAACAAAAAGUGAAACCAAAAAGGCCGUUAGUUUAACGUGAACAGUCAACUGAAAACCACAGAAGUAAAUCAGAAGGUAGCAGAGCUACAAAGCUAUAAAUAAAGAGCUAACUAAUAGAUCUAACUAUCUAUACAAUCACCCACAAGCCAUCAGUACAAUCAUCAGGUCCCCAGGUUGAGGCUGUAGCUGAGCAAACAGCUGCUCUGAAUGAACGUUGACUGUCUGGAAUCGUUUCACUGAUCAUAUUGAUUGGAAAAAAACUUGGAUGCUUCCUAACAAGUUUUUAAUCACAAAUAAGGUUAAGGAGGUCUCUUACAAAAUCAUACAUAAAUAUUAUCCUGCUAGCCAUUACAUGCAGAAAUUUAAAAAGGACAUUAAUACAAAUUGUUCCUUCUGUAAUUUACAUCCAGAAACAGUUGUUUGUUUAUUCUGGCUUUGCUCUCAUUAGAAAAAACUAUGGGCAGAUAUUAGCAAAUGUAUUAUUGACUCUUUCACUAUAGAUUUUAAUUUACAUUAGGAAAAUGUUGUUUUUGGUUUCCAUUGUUACCCUAAGAAAGAAAGAAAGAUGUUACUUUUUGAUAAAUCUGUUUUUAUUUCUUGCCAAAUUUCAUAUUCAUAAGAGUAAAUUUUCAAAGAAAACCCCUUGCUUUUAUGUUUUCCAGAAAGAAAUGGAACUUUACUUAAAACUAAUCACUAAAUCAACAAAUGAAAAGGCUAUUAAAACUGUAGACUUGUGUAAUAUGUAUAAUCUUCUUGAAUAACUAACAUCACC
This is a messenger RNA of Cololabis saira (Pacific saury), 4826 nucleotides long. RefSeq names its product protein asteroid homolog 1-like. Bases 1 to 1836 code for a protein of 611 amino acids. The transcript has 6 exons. Lineage: Eukaryota; Metazoa; Chordata; Actinopteri; Beloniformes; Belonidae. The record is from RefSeq and is a predicted model, not a curated record.